AUGACUCAGAGGAAUGAUGUCAUGUUCGGGCUUAUCAUGGCAUCUACCCUUCGACUCGCCCGCAUCAUGGCGGGGCAGAUUCUGGACAAGGGCUGUCUGAAAGCCCACUGUCUGAAGCGGCCGACUGAUGCCGCCAAGGUCUUGGAGUACUGGUCCCCUGCUCCUCUGCCUGAGGGGGACCCUGGCAAGGAUGCCGCCGCUCCCGUUGAGCUACGUCAGCCGGCGGAGGAGGAGAUAGAUUUCUCCUCCGACUCCUCCGUGGGGAGCGAGUCGGAGGUGGAGAUCACCGAAGCCUCGGGGCCGCCAUCGUCGGCCGUCCCGAGGAGGAAGAUGUGCCACGCCGUGAAGAAGAUCCCGCUGUCGAAGGCGUUGUUUACGGCGGCGCAGCAGUCGCUGAAGAGCUCGACCCGCAAGGGGACGAGCAAAGUCCAGGGAGCGUCGGCACCCCCGUCCACUGCUGUAGUGGGGUCGGCAUCGGCCGGCCCUCAGGACGAGAAGGAAGCGGCCCAGGAACUGGGCCAGGUAGGCGGGGAAGUGACACCCCCGCAUACGAGUUCUAGAGCUCAGCCGGCCGCGCCGCUGAAGCACAAAUUUGCAUUGUGCCGGAGCGGUGGGAGGGUGUCGCUCAGCGGCACCAAGAGGAAGGCGGAGGGGUCGUCCACCGAGGGCGGCUCCAGUGAUGCCGCACUACUGACCUCGCCGCGGGCGAGUCCGGCGAAGAGCCACGCCCGCCACGAGGAGGAGGAGAAGAAGAAGGAGCAUGAGACCAGAAAUAGGGUCUCCCCUCCUCUCCAGGACGUGGAGAUGCAGGAUCCGCCCAUGACGAAGAGGCGGCGCACAUGGACCCCACCGGCGAAGGAGGAGGCCGAGGAGGACGAAGGCGAGGAGGGAGACGGCACUGUCUCCGACAAGCUCGUGACAUCCGCCAAGCUCGCCCAAGGGUUGGUCGAGACUUUGGUGGAGCUGUCGGAGCAGGCCGCCCAGGAGCUGGCCGAGAGGAGCAACACCGUCGGCCGGGUGGCGGAGCUCGAGGCCAAGGUGGCCGAGCUGGAGGUGCAGGGCCACCGGCUGGAGGCCGAGAGGGUGAAGGCCGAGACGGCUCUGCGCAAGGAGAAGCGCGAGCUGGAGCCCUGCACCAAGGCCAACAAGGAGCUGCAAAAGUUCCGGGAGGUGGCUGAGGCCCGGGAGGCCGCCACCGAGGAGAAGCUUCGCCUGGAGCUCACCCAGCCAAGAGCUUCUUUUGCAGAAGUGGACGAUCAAGCGGCGCAAGGCCGGGCGACACUGGAUCGCCUAAGCAGGCCGCUAGAGGCUCUGCUUGGGGCGUUCGAGCCCGAGGGCGUGGUGGCGGCCGAGAGCCUAUCUGAGAGGCUGGAGGCAUCCCGUGGCCGACUGAAGGCCUUCGUCAAGGGAGCUGCCAGGGAUGCCGUGCAGCAUACGCUGGGAUUGGUGAAGUCCCAUCUCCCGGAGGCAGAUCUGGAGCCAGUGGGAGACGACAUUCCUGAAGACUGCUCCAAUGCAGAUUAG
Molecule: messenger RNA, 1524 nt
Organism: Panicum virgatum (switchgrass)
Lineage: Eukaryota; Viridiplantae; Streptophyta; Magnoliopsida; Poales; Poaceae
Product: nucleolar and coiled-body phosphoprotein 1-like
Exons: 8
Coding region: 1-1524 (507 amino acids)
Source: RefSeq, a predicted model, not a curated record